This is a messenger RNA of Strongylocentrotus purpuratus (purple sea urchin), 6503 nucleotides long. RefSeq lists its product as uncharacterized. The transcript has 37 exons. Gene Ontology annotation, cellular component: membrane. Gene Ontology annotation, molecular function: G protein-coupled receptor activity. Gene Ontology annotation, biological process: adenylate cyclase-activating G protein-coupled receptor signaling pathway; cell surface receptor signaling pathway. The record is from RefSeq and is a predicted model, not a curated record. Bases 111 to 5468 code for a protein of 1785 amino acids. NCBI's taxonomy places the organism in Eukaryota, Metazoa, Echinodermata, Echinoidea, Camarodonta, Strongylocentrotidae.
ACAGAAGUGCAUAUCAGCCGUAUUACACGCUGGCAGAUCAUUACAAUCCAUUACAGACCAUACUAGGGAACGAACAUCAAGCCAUUUCAAAAGUACCAUGUCGUGACAAUAUGAUGGACUGCAUUAAACUUACAGGGGCCACUUCACGAUUGAACCCGAUGACAUCAGUAACAGGGAUCUGCAUCCAGGAGCUGGAGAACUGUCCUCAGGGUUUCGCCAUAUCCAUGUGGCUCUUCCUAGACUCAGAAGCCAUUGACGGAGUGCCUUCCAAGCUCCUCUCAGUCGAAGAUGGAACUCUCAGUGUUCCUUACGCCAGGCUGAUGAUCACCGCCCAGCGAGCAAUAGAAUUUUCAGUGAAUGAUGGAUUAACACUAGCCAAGACAACAAUUCUCGCUGGCAAAGUCCGAUGGAAUCAGUGGUUUAACUUUGGAGCGAGCUGGAAACCCGGAUCAGCCCCUCUCGUGUUCGUCAACUCUAAACCCGGAGGUCAAAGUUCACAGAGUGACGUCACACAGCUAAUGGACACGUCAACUAACCGGGAGGUGUGGCUUGGUUCAAAGGAAACCGCGGAUUCUGCAGCACCUGUAACCAUGUCAGACUUCGUGUACUGGGAUCGUUUCUUGUUCGAUUUUGAGAACCAUCGUUACCUUGGAAUGACCGAUGAAGAACAACACUUGCUUUUUACGGCUGAUCAUUGGUGGACCGUUGACGGAUUUACGCGCAGGGAUCAUCUCCUAUUGGCUGGCCAUAUGAACGAUGUCGCUUCGACCACGCCCAUCCGGACAGACGAACAUGCAGUGACCGUGUUGACGUCUGGACGAGAUGGCAAGGGAAGGACCCUCGACGUCAAUGGAGAGGACGGAUUCUGGUUGUUCUUUGGAGAACAUGCCGGUACGUGCAUCAGUGAUCCAAGCCUCUGUGACGAUGGCAUCACCGUCGCAACGUGGAUGCGGCUAACAGAUCACCAGGACAACGAGUUCCACUGUCUCCUGAGUUCGGGCGGACAGACGACACGAGGUUUCGCCAUCUACCAGACGGGCCAGAAACUGCGCGCGAUGGUGGCGAACGGAGAGCGGCAGUGGAUUGUCGAGGUUCCCUUUGACGAGUUUGAAGAAUGGACUCACAUCGCUCUUACAUGGAACCUUACGACUGGUCUUUACCUGUAUCUCGAUGGUAACACCCGUGGCAUUGAUAACAAGGGGGUAUACAGGGUACGCGAGGCAGAUCUCGACAACAAACUCAUUGUCGGCAGGAGGAACGACUUCCUCAGUGACUACGCCCGGGUGGGCUUCGAAGAACUUGCGAUCUGGGAGCGGUUUGUGGAGCCAUGGGAAACAAGACAGGUCUUUGGCUUGAUCGAGAACUCCGUAUACAGUAAAGCAGCGUUCUACUGGACGAGUCAGUCAAUGAUCACAAGUACUUUCGACCUUCUUGAAGCUGGGAAGACGGCUGAUAUUAUUCCAGGACCGAGUUCUGAUGUGACCGUGGUGAUUGAGGACGAUGAAACCUUCGUUGAGUUGCAUCCUGAUAGCUACAUAAGCCUGGGUACGUUCCCGACCUCAUGCCUAACAGUUACAGAUCUAUGUCUUACUGGCUUUUCGCUCUCUAUCUGGCUCAAAUCACCAGUCAAUGCACCUAUCACCGGACAUCAUCUUCAUAUCGAGUCUCGCAGUUUGACACUCACAGUGACGUACUACACCGCUGUUGCCAUAGUGAUGACUUCCGAUCUGGUUUGGACUACUACGGUGCCCGUCGCAAAACAUGGGGCGUGGUACAACAUCGCCGUCACAUGGAACCGUUUUGAAAGUCUGGUGGUCUACAUAGACGGCAUUGAACCCGAAGGAGCGACAUCAACCGUAGAAACGAACAUGGACGUACAACCGUCAUCAAUGACGGAGGUCGGUAUCAGCUCGACUACGGAAGGGACGUUGAUCACAGAUCUUGCUCUUUGGUACCAGUUUACGUACCCGCGAAAAGCCUUCACGCUUCUCGGAUUAACCGAUUCUGAGGGCUACUGCCAGAGUUUCGGGCGUUACUGCUGGACUUUCCAGCCACCACUCAGCCGUGUCGACCCUUUCACCGCGUCCGACACCGACAUCGUUUACACCACGAGCUCGAACUACACCGGCAAGGCCGUGGUCACUGACGGUGUCGAGGGUUUCCUUACUCUGGGCGACUUCGAAGGCGUGUGUCCCAGCGAUCCUGCCGAGUGCGAGCACGGAUUCGCGCUGGGACUGUGGGUGAAACUAGAGGCUCCUGAGACUGAGGAUAGCUCUGUGAGGCACAUCGUCAGCCUGGGUGCUGACAAGAAUGGUGAAAAAGGAAUGGCUCUGAUUCAGGCCGAGGGGAACAUCCGGGCUAUUGUUGCAGACGGCACUAAAAGAUGGGAAGUGGAUACUACGGAGCACAACGUAACCUAUGGCAAAUGGAUGUACAUUGGAAUGAUCUGGGAAGCGACGAAUGGACUCAAAAUCGUCUUUGAUGGCGCAGAGACGGCAGAAGAGAAAUCUGGAACAGUGAGCACAAGAAACAAGGAGGCAUACUCGGUAAUCACCGUCGGAAAAUCAGCAGUCUGGCCCAUAGGGUACCAAGCAGGCGCCUAUGACGAGAUUAUGCUGAUUGUACCAGAGACUGCCGAUGCCAUUCCGUUACCAGAAGACCUGAAUGGAGUUGGAAGUGUGCGCUACCGCUCUGCCGACCAGUACUUCGACGUGACAGACCCGUCGGGCCCGGUGGAGGCAGUUAACACAUCUCUGGUCGAAGACCGCUUCCAUUCCGAGAAUGGGGCUAUCUCUACAGGCGAUCCGGUCAAACAUAACUUUGGAUACGUAUCCAUAGGUGACUAUGCUGGUAAAUGUUUAAGUGACCCGUCUAUCUGUAGUCCAGCCGGUAUGACGGUCAGUUUCUGGGUCCAACUUGACAACAUUGACCAUUUCCAAGAUGUUGCCACCAACCCCGAAGGGCUAGGAUAUAUUCUAAGCUCUGGUGCACAGGUCGCCAACAGCCGAGGGUUUUCAGUGACCUAUGACGGCACUACUGUCACUACAGAGGCUGUAAGCUCCAACAUCAUGUGGACUGCAUCUUUCGAUGACGCAGAUUUUGGCAGGAAUUGGACCAACUUUGCUAUAACUUGGAGCUCCGUUUCUGGCCUCGAAGUUUUGACUGACGGCGAACUAAGGGCCACCGAUCCACUUGGAACUUCAUUGUCCAGUGCGACAACGGAUACGCACACCGCCGUGCACCUCGGCAAACGGAACGACCAGGAGAGCGGGUACCUCGGGGGCGCCUUCGACGAUGUCGCCAUAUGGAUAUACACCAUCGAUUUCGAAGACGACGACGAGCUCAGUCAGUUGCUGGGCGAGUUGGGACUAGAUGAUCUUUUUAUCACUGAUGAUUAUACACAAUUGUUGAACUCGGGACCGACCACUGGUAAAGAAGAGUGCCGAGUCCUGCAUGAGGCCGACUGUGCGAGAUCACUAACAGAACUAGAGGAUAUUACCAAUGAAGAAUUAUAUUUCGGUAAUACCGCUCAGACGAGCAUGCGCAGACGAUUGCUGCACCUUGCCCAGUCUGAAGAUAUCCCAUCAACCAAUGAAUUAGCCGCAGCCGUCAAUAUAGCUUCCACUCUAGCCCUGGUCGUCCAACCCUUCAGUAACAAAACGUUAGCCGAAAAUGCAAUUAAGGAAUUCAUUCAAACCGUAGACGCACUGCUUGAUGCAAACCGAACGGAGAAAUGGAUCGAGCUACAAAAGGUCAAACCCGGUUCGACGGAUUUGGUUCACAGUCUUGAAGACUACAUCACACAGGCCGCUAGAGAUUUUGAAACAAGUGACACGUUCCAAGGAUGUCAGGAAUUCUUCGAAACAACUACGAUUGCUACGUGCGUUGAUAAAUUCGUCUCUGAAUCGUUCGGCUCCAAUGGGCCCGUUACCCUACCUGUGUACGGCAACGAGUCGGCUUGGAGAGGGGUGGAGGCUAGAUGGAGCAAUCUCAAAGAAGAGGUCACAUUGCCCCAGAAUCUAUUCGACUUCACCAUUGAUGGUAAUGAAGGGAUUCUGGUCCUCUCUAUUUAUGAUGCUCUGGAUGAAGUCAUACCACAGAACACAUCAAAGGAUUUUGUUUCGACAUCGACGGCUGAGCCUUGGGUGAAUAGCCGUGUGGUAUCCCUGAAAGUAUACCCAUCUUUACGCCGGGAGCUCUAUAACCCGGUCAGAUUGGUCUUCGUCCAUACCAAGGGCGUAUCCGGCGAACCGGACACCGAUACACCAGUUUGUGCCUUCUGGAAUUACUACUUACCUGACACCAAUGGAGGAUCUUGGGACAAGACAGGUUGUGAAAUGGUAGCUACGAACAGGACUCAUACAACAUGCGAGUGCACUCACUUUACGCACUUUGCAGUUAUAAUGGAACCACCACCACCACCUCCACCCGACAUUGUAGACAUGGUGUUCGUGUGGUCUGCGAGAGCAUUGGUGGGAAUCUCGGGAGUAUUCCUCCUUCUACUCAUCUGUAUUUUCAUCUGCUUCACACGUGUACGCACACUUCGUCAUCUGAUCCAUGCUAACGUUGCUAUAUCAGUUAUGAUAGCCAUCGUAUUCUUGUGCUUGGCGACAGUUGAGUGGUCACCUCUAAUAUGUCGUGUGAUGGCUGCCUUGUUUGAAUACUUCUGUCUCGUCUUCGUCUUCUGGCUCCUGAUCGAAUCCAUCCAAGCCUUGACCGACGUCCACUUCGGCUACGGACACGCUGACCGCAUCAUCAGCUCGUGCCCACUGCCAGAUAGAUAUUUCGGGUACAUGUGUCUAGCAUGGGGUGCCCCGGGACUCAUUGUGGGAGUAACAAUAGCAAUCAACAUUGAUGCCUACGGAGAACUCGACUGUGGACUGUGUUGGGUUACUGAUGAGCAUGACUUAUACCUUUCAUUUUAUGGACCACUUGGUCUUUGCUUCGGGCUUACCAUGUUGUUUCUAUUCAUCGUGAAACGUGAACUGGACAAAUUUAAGAAUACAGGUCCUCUAAGAUCAAGCAUGCUUGCGACUUGCGUGAUUUCUAUAGUGAACGUAGGAGCCUGGGCAGCUGGCUAUCUGGGCUUCUAUGGCCCGACUGUCAUUGCUUACUACGUCUUCCUCCUCACCUUUGCAUCAAUGGGUAUCUUCAUCUUUUUGAUGUAUGGACUAUCAGCUGGACAGUUGAAGUUACUCUUUGGAAAGAAACUCAAAGGGCGUGGCAAGGUCAGAGGCAUUGGGAAAGGCAGGAACACCCCUGUCCAGGCGAUCUCUAUCGCACCAGGCCAAGAAAACAAGGGCACAAAGCAGAGAAAGAAGAAGAAGAAAGGGAAGAAACCAAUUUCAUAUGUAACAGGUGGCAAGGACAACUGGUCACGUGAGUCAUCCAAGUUGCCUGGGAGAACGAACGCCUCUGUCAGGAUCCAGCCACGAGCUGGUCUCGAAAAGAAAAUUAUCUUGUCGUAAAAUUGCGCAUCCGGACGGACAACUACACCCUAUAGGGCAGCUACCCCGGAAAACUACCACCUGGAAAACUACCACCGGACAGCUUCCCCUAGGGUGGUUGUCCGGGGGUAGGUGUCCUAGAGGGUGGUUGUCGUAGGGGGAAGUUGUCUGGUGGGUAGUUGCUGAACUAACAUUUUUUUGAAAGGAAAUGGACUUGCGUAUUAUCUAAUCCAGUUUGGAGUGUUUUGAAAUAAAAUGUCACAUCAAUUAUACGAGUGGUAGGUUUUAAAUCUAUUUCGAUUAAUAUUUAUAUGAUAGGAUUUUAGGAUCUGUUCAUAUUCAAUUAGGGUAUAUUAUAACAUUGAUCGAGUAAUGAGUUGGUUAGAAAUCCUUUCUCGUUAUAUCUUUUUGUUUGUGAUCAAAUGUAUCUCCUUUGUGUACGUUUUCAUUUGGUUGGUAAAGAAAACACUAAAACUCAAUUGGAAACUUACGGCAUAUUUAACUUCUCCUAUGUUAUCAAUUUCUUCAUUUCAUAAAUUUGCACAUUCUCGAAAACUCGUCGUAUCUUUGCAUUUAAUACUGAUAAUUACCUAGUAGCUGCGUUAAACUGGAAUACAUAAAGGGCAGAAGGAGUAUGGUAAUAUUUAUUAUUCAUAUAUUACUACAAUAAUUCACAAAUUCAUAUGAAAAAAUGUGCGAUUCUGAUUAUGUUUUGAGUAAAGAAUGUAAAAAGAAUGAUGAGGAUAACAGUCAUUAAUCAUAAUAACGACUUAGCAAUGAUGCAAUAUAUUGUUGAAUACGGGUAUUACAUUAUGUUAUGUCUUUAUCAUGUUCAUCACGUGGAGGAAUAAUUGAAUUAACCCGAGACGAUACAUCUGGAAUUAAAUGUUAUGAAUACAUCACGAAUCCACAAUAUUUCUAUCUUUUCUCUUCAAAGCAAUGGUAGACUAAAUUCCUUCAGUCGUUUACUGUAUAUUGCACGUUGCUUAAAAUGUAGGUCUAUAUAAACUUAUGUGUGUGAUAGUUCCUAAAGCGUUUCAAUAAACGGUGUGUGUA